Molecule: messenger RNA, 3059 nt
Organism: Trifolium pratense (red clover)
Lineage: Eukaryota; Viridiplantae; Streptophyta; Magnoliopsida; Fabales; Fabaceae
Product: potassium transporter 8-like
Exons: 8
Coding region: 567-2912 (781 amino acids)
Biological process (GO): potassium ion transmembrane transport
Cellular component (GO): membrane
Molecular function (GO): potassium ion transmembrane transporter activity
Source: RefSeq, a predicted model, not a curated record
CAACUAAAAACCUCACACCUUAACCACCAUCAUUCACAUACCAACAAACACCUUUCUUCCUCCUCUCUCUCUCUAAAUCUCUCCCUCCUCUCUCUCACACAUACACACACAAGCACACAAAACAUACACUCAACCAUCCACUCAUUAUUAUUCUAAUAAUCUUCAUUUCUCAAAAGCUUCUUCACCAACAACAACAACCUUACCUCGUCACACCACCAUUCUCCUAACUCUCUUGUUUGUUCUGUUUCAUGUUUCUUCUUCUUUUGUCUUCAUUUGUCCCUCUUUUGUUCAGCCACUUUUCCCCUAAUACACACUUUUAUUUUUCCUUUUUUAUAAUUUAUAAAUUAUAAUAUUAAAAAAAAAAGGUAGAAGAAAAGUUAACAGUUACAUUACAUUUACAUAUGUAACCCACACACUGUACCAUUAACAAAAAAAGCCACUUUUUUCUCUUAAAUUUCGGUUUUUGUUUCUUUUGAACUUGUUAUAACAAUUGGGUUUUGUGUUAAUUCAUAAAGGGUCAUAUAAAAAUGGUUUCUUUCUAGUUCUAAGAAAUAAAAAAUCUCAUCAUGGAUCUUGAGUCUGUGAUUCACAAAAACCCAAUUAAGGAGGAAUCAUGGAAGCAUGUGUUGGUUUUAGCUUAUCAAAGUUUAGGAGUUGUGUAUGGAGAUUUAAGCACUUCACCACUUUAUGUUUACAAAAGCACUUUUGCUGAAGAUAUUAAACAUUCAGAUACAAAUGAAGAAAUCUUCGGUGUAUUGUCUUUUGUGUUUUGGACAUUAACAUUGAUUCCUCUUCUUAAAUAUGUGUUCAUUGUGUUGAGAGCUGAUGAUAAUGGUGAAGGAGGGACUUUUGCUUUGUACUCUUUGUUAUGUAGACAUGCUCGUGUGAGUUUGAUGCCUAAUACUCAGCUUGCAGAUGAGGAUUUAACACAGUACACAAUGGAUGAAACUAUUGAAAUUAAUAAGAAAAAUGUUGGGUCAAGUUUGAAAUCUUUGUUGGAGAAACAUAGAGUGCUUCAAAAAGUACUUCUUGUUCUUGCUUUGAUUGGAACAUGCAUGGUUAUUGGUGAUGGUGUGCUGACACCAGCAAUUUCUGUUUUUUCUGCUAUUUCAGGUUUAGAGCUUUCCAUGUCUAAAGAACAGCACAAAUAUGUGGAGGUUCCAGUUGCUUGUAUAAUACUGAUAUUUUUAUUCGCCCUGCAACAUUAUGGCACACACCGCGUUGGAUGCCUUUUCGCACCAGUUGUGUUGACCUGGCUAAUAUGCAUCAGUGCUAUCGGUCUUUAUAAUAUAAUCCACUGGAAUCCACAUGUUUAUGAAGCUCUCUCCCCAUACUACAUGUUCAAAUUUCUGAAAAAGACUCAAUGGGGAGGUUGGAUGUCGUUGGGAGGGAUUCUAUUAUGUAUAACAGGCUCGGAAGCUAUGUAUGCUGAUUUAGGACACUUUAAUCAACUGUCUAUUCAGAUUGCUUUCACUUUCUUGGUAUACCCUUCUUUGAUCCUAGCAUAUAUGGGACAAGCUGCAUAUCUUUCCAAGCAUCAUUCCCUUGAAAGUGACUAUAGAAUCGGGUUUUAUGUGUCUGUACCAGUAAAACUUAGAUGGCCUGUUCUUGCAAUAGCCAUACUUCAAGCUGUGGUUGGAAGUCAAGCUAUCAUCACCGGAACAUUCUCAAUAAUCAAACAGUGUUCUUCUUUAGGGUGCUUCCCCAAAGUCAAAAUCGUUCACACAUCAUCGAAAAUACAUGGCCAGAUUUACAUUCCUGAGAUCAACUGGAGUUUGAUGCUUCUUUGCCUGGCUGUUACAAUCGGGUUUCGAGAUACCAAACGAAUGGGAAAUGCAGCAGGUUUGGCUGUCAUAACUGUUAUGCUGGUAACCACAUGCCUGAUGUCUCUGGUUAUAGUCUUAUGUUGGCACAAAAGUGUUUGGCUAGCUAUUUGCUUUAUACUGUUCUUCGGCUCCAUUGAAGCACUCUACUUCUCUGCAUCCCUCAUCAAGUUCCUUGAAGGGGCUUGGGUCCCUGUUGCCCUCUCACUCAUCUUUCUUAUUAUCAUGUAUGUGUGGCACUAUGGCACAAUUAAGAAGUAUGAGUUCGAUGUUCAAAAUAAGGUCCCUAUCAAUUGGCUCCUUGGUUUAGGCCCGACUCUAGGAAUCGUAAGGGUUAAAGGUAUCGGCCUAAUACACACCGAGCUUGUAUCUGGCAUCCCGGCUAUUUUCUCUCAUUUUGUUACCAAUCUUCCUGCUUUUCAUCAAGUUGUAAUCUUCCUCUGCGUCAAAUCUGUCCCGGUACCGCACGUUGCACCUCGAGAAAGAUUCUUAGUUGGUAGAAUCGGUCCAAAGGAAUAUCGCCUUUAUAGGUGUAUAGCACGGUAUGGCUACCGUGACUUUCACAAGGAUGAUAUGGAGUUUGAGAAAGAUCUUAUAUGCAGUAUAGCCGAAUUUAUCCGAUCCGAUACUUCUGAGUACGGACUAGGAUUAGGAAAUUUUGAAGAUGAUACUAAGAUGACAGUUGUUGGAACUUCAUCGUCAAACUUAGAAGGCGUAAGGAUUUCGGAAGACGAUCAAGACAAUAAUGAUCAAGAUAAUAAUUCUCAAAUAGAAGGAACUUCGGAGUUGAAGGAAGUUAAGUCACCGGAAAAAGUGAAGAAGAGAGUGAGGUUUGUUGUGCCGGAUAGUCCGCGGAUGGAUAUGGAAACAAGGGAAGAGUUGCUUGAACUAAUGGAAGCAAAGGAAGCAGGAAUGGCAUUUAUAAUGAGUCACUCAUAUGUGAGAGCAAAAAGAGGAUCAAGUUGGAUGAAAAAAGUUGCUAUUAAUUAUGGUUAUGAUUUCUUAAGAAGAAACUCUAGAGGACCAACUUAUGCUUUAAGUUUACCUCAUGCAUCUACCUUAGAGGUAGGUAUGAUCUAUCAUGUAUGAGUUUUUGGUUAAUCGUAUAUUAGCUAUAUAGUUCUAGUUUUGUAUCUAGUGAUCUAUACAUGAUAAAUGGUAGCAUUUUGUAUAGUGACAGUGACACUAAGUGUCCAAGCUUCUUUUUAUCAGUAAAAUGUUACCCACCUUUUGUUA